UUCGCCCUCGCUGUCGCUGUUGCUGUCGCUGCUACUAUUCCCUACCAUCGCUGAAUGAGAAUCCCAUGUCGCGACUUCUCUCCAUCUCCCUCUUUGAGCUAUUCAAUCGUUAUGAAUUUGGAAGGGAAAGAAGAACUUCGUGCGUAUCAGAUGUGUCGGCCAACAACGGUGGCAUCACACAGCAGCAGUGGUAUUUUAUUCACGAGUGGAUGGAGAAACUGAAAAUGAUCUUUUAAAGGUACUUCGCUCCACCCAAUUGAAUCGAAAGCAUCAAACCAAAUCCGGGUCCUUCUUUCACAACGAAAAGUUUCAAUUUUUUUUUUCGUUCUGGGCGCAGCCGAUUAUAAUUCUAAACGAAUUUGAUUUCGUUAUUUCGUUUAGAUCAUGAAUGCUCAAGGUCAUCUCCUCAAACGCUGGCCUGUUCGAGUUCUUCGAUUCCAUUGCUUCCAGCCUCUUUCUUCGACCCCUUUGUUAAAUUCUGUUCCUGCCAUCGAUUCCCACCUAGUUUCCCUCUGUGAGAAACUGACUCCGCAAAACGCCAGAGAGGCUUUUUCUCUCUUUCAGAGUGCCGUCGAUUCCGACUCCCUACCUUCUGGAUUAACUUGCAACUCACUCAUGGGAGCUCUCACGAGGACAAGAAAUUACGAAAUGGCUCUAUCAGUUUAUGGUAAGAUGACUCGUGCAAAUGUUUUACUGGGUUUCAGAACACUUUGUUGUUUAAUUGAAUGUUUUAUUAGUACUCAUGAGGUGAAAGUAGCAUUUGGAGUGGUGGGUUUGAUUAUAAAGAAGGGUUUUGUAGUUAGUACAUUUGUGAUUAAUAUUAUGUUGACGGGGUUGUGUCGAAUUGGUAAUGUGGAGAGAGCAACAGAGUUGUUUCAUGAAAUGAAAAGAUUUUGUAUAUCACCUGACGUGGUUAGUUAUAAUGUGCUGAUGAAUGGACUCUGCAAGACCAAUAAAUUUGAAGAAGCUCUUCGAUUUCUUGAAGAAAUGGAGGGGACAUGCCAGCCAAAUAAAGUGACGUAUACGACCAUGGUGGAUGGGCUUUGUAAAGGUGGAAGACUAGAUAUAGCAGAGGGUUUAUUAGAGAGAAUGAAGAAGAAGGGAUUGCAGGGGGACGUCAUUAUGUAUAGCGCGCUUAUAAGUGGUUUUUGUAACAAUGGAAAUUUCUCUAUGGGAAAAGAAAUUUUCAAUGAGAUGCUAGAGAUGGGAAUUUGUCCUAAUGUAGUUACAUAUAGUUGUUUGAUGCAUGGUUUAUGUAAGGAAGGGCAAUGGGAAGAAGCAAAGGCAAUGUUGGACCGUAUGACGGACCAUGGUAUUGUUCCUGACGUUGUAACUUAUACGUGCUUAAUUGACGGACUUUGCAAAAACGGGAGAGCCAAGCAAGCCUUGAACAUAUUAAAUUUGAUGCUAGAGAAGGGUGAAGAACCUAAUACCAUUACAUAUAAUGUUCUGAUAGAUGGUCUGUGCAAAGGAGGACUAAUAGAGGACUCUUGUAAAGUAUUGGAUAGGAUGAUAGAGAAGGGGAAGAAGCCUGAUGUUGUUACUUAUAAUACAUUGCUCCUGGGACUUUGUAAGGAUGGGAAGGUUGAUGAAGGAAUUAAACUUUUUAAUUUGAUGUUGAAAGAUAACUGCUAUGUUAACCCAGAUGUUGUCACCUUUAAUAUGCUGAUUCAAGGGCUCUGUAAUGAAGGUCGUGUUGAGGAGGCCAUGGAGGUCUAUAAUACAAUGGCUAAACACGGAAUAUUGGGCAACUUAAUGACUAUCAAUUUUAUAAUUGGGGGUUAUCUUGAAGCAGGAAGGGUUAACAAGACUAUGGAGCUGUGGAAACAUGUACUGAACUUGGGAUUUGUUCCUAAUUCAAUUACCUACAGUAUGAUGAUUAAAGGACUUUGCAGCUUGGGUAUGAUUAGUAUGGCUAAAGGAUUUUUUGGUACGAUGAGGACACAUGGGCCUAGCCCAACUCUGAUUGAUUACAACACAUUGAUUUCAUCCAUGUGCAAGGAAGGUAGUUUAGAACAAGCUAAGAGAUUGUUUCAAGAAAUGAGUCAUGUAAAUUUAGAACCAGAUAUUGUAACCUUCAAUACCAUAAUUAACGGGUCUAUGAAAGCUGGGAAUUUAUCGUAUUCCAAAGAACUACUAAUUGAUAUGAUUGGGAAAGGCCUAGCUCCCGAUGCUUUGACAUUUUCAACAUUGAUUAAUCGGUUAUCAAAAACUGGUCUGUUGUGUGAAGCAAAAAUUGUUUUUGAGAAAAUGGUUGCUUGUGGCUUGACUCCAGACGCCUUUGUAUAUGAUUCUUUACUAAAGGGAUUUAGUUCAAAGGGUGAGACUGAGGAAAUUAUUGGCUUGCUCCAUCAAAUGGCAGAAAAGGGAGUUGUUCUUGACCCAGAAUUAACUUCCACCAUCUUAACAUGCCUUUGUCAGAGUUCAGAUUAUCUCGAUAUUGUGGAGUCAAUGCAGAAGUUUUCCCAACAAAGUUCUGAUGGAAAACAUAUUACAUGCAAUGAAUUGUUACUGAAACUUGAUAAAUCUUAUCCAGAGCUCAAGUUAACCGUUGGAAAAUCAUAGUAAAGACCAGAUAUAAUAUCUUAAGACUCGACUUGAUAUCUCGUCUUCUGUUCUGUUCUAAGCAAGUCUUGGAUUCUUGCAUUUUUAUAUCCAUCUUCUCAAGGUUUACCUCACAGACAUUCUUUAUCAACAGGGAUAUGCUCAUGGUGAACCAAUGGGAGUGUGAUUGUUCAACAGACGAUUGCUAAGAAACCUGGGGAUAUUUCUGUUGCUCUGCUGAAUAUGAGGCUAUAUUUGUGGUACCCCCAUGUGCCUUUCUAUUCCAUAUCAGUGGGAGGUGAAGAACACCAUGCUGCUGAUGCAGCUACUUUUGCCCCAAAUGCUCAAGCAGGACAAGUGGGUUGAUUGACUGGUAGGAAGCAGGCGAUUUGACUGGGAAAGUUGAAGUUGUCACUGGUAUACCUACGGUAGAGACCUUUUUCCACUUCUUCUAAGCUCUCGUGUGGCAAGGCAAUGGGUUUAGUAUGCUUCCAUAUUUUGACUGGAUCUGACUCAGAUUUUUUGAAGACAAUUUCAGAGAUUUUGUUACAUCAUGGAAGAAAAAGCUAAGUUAUCUCACUUUCUUUAGAUGUACUGUUUAUUUGCUUCAUACCACCAUUCUGGUUCUGUGUUUUGCUUCCAUAUUCUGAAGGAAAUAUUACAUUCUUCCAUAUACACAUACACCCUCUAGUAAGGACUAAGGUCAUUACUUUUUCUGGGAUAGGAGACCAGAAAUUUUAUUCUAAAUAAAAGAUACAAAGGCUGAGAAAUUCUCCAAAAA
This is a messenger RNA of Momordica charantia (bitter melon), 3325 nucleotides long. The record is from RefSeq and is a predicted model, not a curated record. Lineage: Eukaryota; Viridiplantae; Streptophyta; Magnoliopsida; Cucurbitales; Cucurbitaceae.